Molecule: messenger RNA, 1166 nt
Organism: Mercenaria mercenaria
Lineage: Eukaryota; Metazoa; Mollusca; Bivalvia; Venerida; Veneridae
Product: Golgi apparatus membrane protein TVP23 homolog B-like
Exons: 6
Coding region: 121-720 (199 amino acids)
Biological process (GO): vesicle-mediated transport; protein secretion
Cellular component (GO): Golgi membrane
Source: RefSeq, a predicted model, not a curated record
GUUAAUUGGUUUCCGCUUCCGUUUCCAACAUGGCAGCAUCGUAAUUUGCGAAUAAUUUUUCUAUGUAAAUCGAUAAAUUAAAGAACGUAUUUAAGAAGUUGUUAACAGUAAACGUUGGAAAUGAGUAACGAAGAUGAUGUUGUCCUUGAUUUUGGAGAAGAGGAAUAUGACAGAGAUCGGGUUUUGAAACAUCCAGUGGCGGUACUCUUCCACUUGCUUUUUCGCAUUGGAGCACUGUUAGCCUACUUGUUGUGUGGAUGGUUCAGUGACAGUUUCAUCACCAACUUUGUUGUCAUUGUGAUCCUUCUGUCUAUGGACUUUUGGACAGUGAAAAAUAUCUCAGGUCGAUUAUUAGUUGGUCUCAGGUGGUGGAAUUAUGUUGAUGAGGAGGGAAACAGUAAAUGGAUGUUUGAAUCUCGUAAAAAUAGAAAGGGUACAGUUACAGCAACAGAAUCUAGGAUAUUCUGGUUGUCUCUUGUUUUGUGCCAAAUCUUGUGGAUUGUCUUCCUGUUUGGGUCCAUAUUUACAUUAAAAUUUAAAUGGCUUAUGGUGGCUGUUAUUGGAGUGAUAAUGAAUGGAUCGAAUCUUCUUGGUUACAUACGUUGUAAAUGGGGAACAAAACAGAACAUGUCGUCACUUGCCAAGAAUUUCCUUACUGCUCAAGUUCUUAAAUCUAUGUUUUCAAGCAAGCCGUCUACUGGCCAAGAGCAACAAACCUGAUAGAUUUGGACAUGAUUCAAUAGCCGUGAUGAGUUUCUUGUGAUAACAUUGUAUAUAUUGUGGGAUGCACAGUACUUGGGUGAACCGAUUUGGGAGAUUAUUUAUUUACGUUCUGUGACUACUUUUAAAUUAUUCAUUCUGUUUAUUUAAAUGUCUCGUGUACAACAUAAAUGACAUGUGAAACAUGUAGUUCCUGACAAAGGAGAUUGAACUUAAUAACUCAUAUUUAUUGUGUUCAAGAUCAGUAGGUUAUGGCUUUCCAGGUGAUACAAUUCAUUCUGUUUUGUUUUGAACUUCGAUCACUCCAACAAUCCAAAUGCAAAAGGUACGAAAUCUAUAUUGAUACAUGUAUGUUAAAAUGCUUGCCAACUUGCAAUGUUGAACUUGCUUGCUGGUUUGCAGAAAAUUGUUAUGUGGCUAAGGGACUUGCAGAAUGUUGUUAUGUG